AUGAGUAGAUUAAAUAGUCAAGUACCGCCCAUUAGAUCUUGUCCGUCAUUAUGUGCGACAGAUCUUCAGCAAUUGCUUGGAAAUCAAUCAGAAAACCCUCUGAUAAACCUGGCAACGCAUGCGACAUCAACGAAAAAGGCUUUGAACCAUUUCAAUAUGCGUGUCACUCAGCGUUUGCAUCGGUAUCGUUCAAUGAAGAAACAAUGGCAAGAGGUCGCGACUUCGAAACAAUCGAUUUUGUCUCUACUUCCUUCCGACGAUCUACUUGUCAUUCAAGAUUCGAUGAAAAACACUAAUUGGUCUUCGAAACACUCACUAGUCGAUUCGAAAGUGUCGUCUGUUAGUGAUUGUAGUCAAACGACAGUUGUUACGGAUCCGUUACAUUCUAAAAUUCGACAAGAUUUGAUGAAAUUACGAAAAGUAAUCAAACAAAAUCAAAUCAAAUCAGAUGAUGCAAUCCCAUUCAUCCCACUGAACAGUAUUCGACUGUUAGGAGAACCAACGUCAGUUCCUACGACAUCCGACAAUCAAGAAAAUCAAAGUAGCAGUCAUGUUAACAAAGAAAUCUCGUCGUCGUUACCAUCAUUAAACAAACUCAAACCACUUGACUUAGUUCAAAUCUCCGGCUGUCGAAUGCGCUCGUCGACACUUCCAAAAAGUGACUCAACUGAUAGUGGACUUGGUAGUACAAGUAAUUCGUCAAGUACUUGCUCUCAAUAUUGCAAACAACAGAGAUCUCAACAACAAAAUCACAAUAAAACAGUCAAUAUUUGCAAUUACCGAGUCAAUCAUCAAUCUUCGCAUCCUACUCCGCCUCUUCCUUCCGAUUCUGCUACGCUUCGUGCAUCUCCUCUUUUAAAGAAAAACGCAAACACAUCAAAUAAAAUGACUCACAAUGGACGUUCAAAACAAACAUUACCUUCUCGUCUUUCCUUACUCAUCCCAUCCGCAAUGAACAAAAAACAACCGAACUUUACCAAACAAGAAACACGAAUAUCGCACAUGCGACAAGUAUCAACCAGUGCCGACGUUACAACACGUCUGUACACCUAUGCAUCAUCAAGCUCAUCCAAUAUUCCACAAUCACUAAAACUCAAACGAGAUGCGUCACUGUUACCGAUCCUUCUGCACUCGAGCUCAUGUGUUGGUCUUCAACCACGGAUAAGUCGUUCGAAAAAACCGGAAUAUACAUUAGAAGACGAUCAGGAAGAGAGGUAUACAAACGAUGACGAUGAUAAUUAUUACCAUCUACUUGAUUAUAAACAAUUAAUAAAUCGUUUGCCCAAACCGAUUAUUUCUAAUCGACCACGUUACGGAAAAGAUGAUUAUGGAAUUUUAUUCGAUCAAUUAGCCCAUAUUCGAGACCGAAUGUCCGAUUCAAAUACGUAUGAUGAAUACGCAAGAACUACCUAA
Messenger RNA from Adineta ricciae, 1413 nucleotides. The record is from the annotation of a GenBank genome assembly. NCBI's taxonomy places the organism in Eukaryota, Metazoa, Rotifera, Eurotatoria, Adinetida, Adinetidae.